Malania oleifera is the source of this 1785-nucleotide messenger RNA. RefSeq names its product 7-hydroxymethyl chlorophyll a reductase, chloroplastic. The coding region runs from base 220 to 1602 and encodes 460 amino acids. The transcript is spliced from 19 exons. The record is from RefSeq and is a predicted model, not a curated record. Gene Ontology annotation, biological process: chlorophyll cycle. Gene Ontology annotation, molecular function: 7-hydroxymethyl chlorophyll a reductase activity. Gene Ontology annotation, cellular component: chloroplast. NCBI's taxonomy places the organism in Eukaryota, Viridiplantae, Streptophyta, Magnoliopsida, Santalales, Ximeniaceae.
AACUCCAACAAUACCAUUGGAAUUCUUUUAUCCUCCAUUUUGUACUCUUGCCUCCUAAAAUUUUGCUCGAGUCAGUGUGGAGAGCUCUCCUAUCCACUGUCCUUGAUGAUAAUUAAAUAAAGUUCUCAGGCCCACGCUACCGUUAAACGUAUUACGUUUGUGGUGGGUGUAUAACAGAAGCGAAGAAGGACCUUACCCCCGUUUCACUCUCUGCUGCAAAUGUGUUCGCUCUUCUCCAAUUUCUCUUCCUCUCCAGUCUCACUCUGUGUCCUGUCUUCAUCUUCUUCAACUACCGAAGGUGCGAACUCGACCUCAAAAUCGGUAAAGUUGAGAGAUGACUGGAGAAAACGAUCCAGACCCAUUCCUCCGGGAGGCACUUACCCUGCUAAGGACCAUUGCAGUCGAUGCGGACUGUGCGAUACGUAUUACAUUGCGCACGUGAAGGAUGCAUGUGCUUUCUUAGGAGAUGGCAUGUCUAAAAUUGAAGACUUGGAACCUGCUGUCCAUGGUAGAGGGAGGAAUAUAAAUUCCUUUGACGAAACAUACUUAGGGGUACAUAAGGAGUUGUUAUAUGCUCGUAGGACUAAGCCUAUAGAAGGAGCUCAGUGGACAGGAAUAGUAACAACUAUUGCAAUUGAAAUGCUAAAAGCAGGCAUGGUGGAGGCUGUUGUUUGCGUGCAGAGCGAUCCAAAUGACAGACUGAGCCCAAGGCCUGUUCUGGCCAGAACACCAGAUGAAGUUCUGGCAGCUAAAGGUGUUAAGCCGACAUUGUCUCCAAAUCUAAAUACGCUUGCUCUAGUUGAGGCUGCAGGCGUAAAGCGUCUUCUUUUCUGUGGUGUGGGUUGCCAGGUGCAAGCAUUAAGAUCUGUGGAGCAGCAUUUGAAUUUGGACAAACUUUAUGUACUAGGCACUAAUUGUGUGGACAACGGUACUCGGGAAGGACUUGAUAAGUUUCUUAGGGCUGCAAGCAGUGAACCAGAAACAGUUCUUCAUUAUGAGUUUAUGCAAGAUUACAAGGUACACUUGAAGCAUUUGGAUGGCCAUAUUGAAGAGGUCCCCUAUUUCUGUCUACCAGCAAAUGAGUUAGUUGAUGUUAUUGCACCAUCUUGCUAUAGCUGUUUUGACUACACAAAUGCAUUGGCGGACUUGGUGGUGGGAUACAUGGGUGUACCAAAGUAUACUGGACUCAGCAUGACGCAACAUCCACAAUAUGUUACAGUCAGAAAUGAGCGCGGAAGAGAAAUGCUUAAUCUGGUAGAAAGUCUUUUGGAGAUUACUCCGACAACUAGUAGUGGUAAACGACAUCCUUUUGUUAUGGAGACAGUUAAAGCAGAUGAUAAUGCUAAGAUGGGGAACGGCACUUCCCAGCCUGCCCCAAAAUUUAUUGGGAAUUUGAUAGCCUUUGUGUUAAACUUGAUUGGCCCGAAGGGUUUAGAAUUCGCCCGUUAUUCACUAGAUUACCAUACCAUCCGGAACUAUUUGCAUGUAAAUCGCGCAUGGGGAAAACGAAGAGCUGAUUUGCACAUCCCUUCAUAUGCAAAGAAAAUUGUCGACAUGUACAACAAAAAUGGCAAAAUUGAUCAGAUGCUAUCCAGAAGGUGAUUACAGUGUAUGGUAAAGAUGCAGGAAGGUGUUGUCAUGUACGUAAAAUUUUGAAUAUUCUCCUUCAUGGUUCAAAUAAUCAUGUCUUCAUAACACCGAUUAUGACAGAGUUUGGUUUGUGUAUGAAUUUAUAUAUUGUAAUGUGAUAUAAUAUAUCUUAAUCUGCCACUAGUUUUUUACUAA